GGCGUAUCCCGGGGUAAGAGAUAUUGUGGAUGUGUAACAGGUCGUUCGUGUUCGUGCGGUGAGAAAUAGCGACGAAAUUGACACCAAAUAGACUUUAAGUUUUAGAAAGUUUUUAUUUCUUAGAGCUUGGUCUUAGAUUCAUUUUUGAUAAGAGGUAAACUUGUGAAGUCUGGUUCUUUUCCUCUAUUUGUCGUCUAAUAUCGCUGUAAAUGUAGGCCUGUGUACCUCAGCUCUCCUUCACAGCAAGGUGGCUCAAUGUUACUCCAAACCAGAAGACUUCCAGGAUGACCCAGCGGAUGAUUUAGCACAAUAUCUGGGUAGAAUCGGACCCAAUCGGUGGGAUGAAGGACCGACUGGCUGAAUUGGCUGCUGUAAGUGUCAUCUCUUUUCAGUCAAGUGUUUUAACCAUGACAGGUGAAACUCUGGCGGCAUAAAAAGUAGUCCCUCUAACGCGUAUUUCUCAUGCGCACAGAGUAGGGCACAAGCAGAGGAGGAUGUUGCAGUUUCAGUGGACAGAGAUGGCUUCAUGGAAAGCUUUUUCAGAAGGGUAUGUAUCAAGGUGGAUAAGUCCAGUAUGUUGAUACAUUUGGGAGAAAUGGGAUACUGAUGUUUUCUUGGUUGUUUUAGGUGGAAGAAGUCCGAGGACUCAUUGAUAAGAUCUCCUUACAAGUUGAAGAGGUGAGGAAGACGCACAGCAUGAUCCUGUCUGCACCCAACCCAGAUGACAGUAAGUAUGUGUUCAAUAAAAAAAUCAAUCUAAUGGAGGUGUUAAAAGUUUCAGUGUUGGCACGACUGUUGCUUUUUAAAGGGUUACUUUGGCUCUGCUGUAGUUUGACCUCAGGGGCACAGAGUAGAACUACAAGAAAUGCCUCACUUCCUUUGUUAUAUUUUCCUUUUCAUUGUAAAUGAACGGCUGCCAGAGCAGGAUACUUGUCAAGGAAACUGCUUUGUUUUGUCCCAAAACUCACAAAUCACUAUAGUAGUGGCUCUAGCUUGUCUCUGUUAGAAACUUUUUAACACCCAGGCAUUUAAACACAUUGACUAGAUCUUUAUUUCAUGUUUUUUGAUGAUUUAAAGCAGUUUUUACACAAACAGCACUGUGACAGCUCUGGAUGUAAACAGUUUUAGCUGAGGCCUGAGGAUCCUGCAGGACAAAGAGUCAGUAUACAGAGCCAUGACACCAUCGUUCGUUAUGUUUAAUGUAACUCACUACGGGACAUACAUACAGGGAAACAAAGGGCAUGUGUGUUUGGUGUUGUGUUGUCUUUGCUGUUAUGCUACUGGAUUGUUGCUAAGUUACGAGAUGAAAUCACAGCAGAUUCAAUAUUUGCAGUAGGAAGUCAUACGUGAUUUGCUGGAAGAUAUUAUAAUUCCUCAUCAGCGCCUGAUAUAUAUAUAUUUUGUUUGUUUAUGUGAAGAAACAAAGGAUCAGCUGGUUUCUCUCACCAAUGACAUCAAAGGGAACGCCAAUGUGGUUCGGACUAAACUUAAAUGUAAGUUUUACCUCGUCUGAUUGUUGCACUUUAUUGAUCGGCAGGUAAAAAAGCUGCUUUUUAACAUUAAAUCAUGAUUUUUCUCACUUUAUUUAGCCAUGGAGCAAAGUAUGCCCAAAGACGAUGCAGCCAACAGAUCCUCUGUGGACUUCAGGAUCCAGAAAACACAGGUCAGGACUCAGAUUAUUGACUUCUAGAUACUUUUAUCAAUGAACAUGAUCAUUGUUAUAUUCCUAAUAAUCCUGUCUCUGAAAUGGAAUAUGCUGCGCUCAUCAACAUUAACAAUUGAUGAUGACCACUGUACAUGGUGAGGUAUAAUUAGGUUAGAUUAGAUUAGACUGGAUUAGAUUAGAUUAGAUUAGAUACAACUUUAUUUAUCCUUCUGGGAAGCUUCACUCAAGGAAAUUAAAAUUCCAGUAACACCAUGUUCAGAAAAUAAAAAAGAAUGAUGUACAAUAAACAUAAAGAAUAAAAAUGUAAUAUAAUUAUUUUUAUAUGAAAAGUAAGACUUAGAGCUCUGGACAUUUGCACUUAAAAGCUCUCUUGGGUUUCCUUACCACACCUGCACAAAUCCUCACGUACUUUUCUUUUAUUGUACAAAUAUGGAUAGAUAGAUGGAUGUACUUUGAUUGAUCCCAAACUUAAUCAGUUUUCUCAUCCCGACAGUAAUCAAUGACUUGAACUGUCUGCACCCUGCUGCUCUUAAUAAAGUUUUUAGAGUUGACUCUGUUAUUUAUCUUUUAAUUUUGUUUUAAUUGCAGAUUUUUACCUGUGAUAGGUAGGACACCUGCAGUAGAGCAGAAAUAUAGGGACUGAGAGUGGGGAAGACGUGCAGCGGAGGGUUCGAGAGUGGAAACAGUCACUGUUUUGACGAGGGCUAUAGCCUCUGUCCAUGGGGCGCACUCAAACUGUUAGGGCAGUGGUGCCUGUUUUCUAUCGUUUUAGAAAACUAAUUAUCAAACUUAAGACCAGAAUAUUCAUGUAUCGACCAGGAGAAAAAGAACAAGAUGAGCACUGAUGGUUUAAGUGCACGCCACAUGGAUUUGAACCCAACCAUGGCCCCUUUCUGUGUGUCACUCCCACUUCCUGCUCUAUCCUCUGCCCUGUCCUCUGUAAGAAAAGCCCCAAAAUAAACCUGUAAAAGAAAAAUAGUCCUGUCACUUUGUACAUUCUUACUAUUUGUCCUUGCAUUGUCAUUUGUCCUCAGCACACGGUGCUCUCCAGGAAGUUUGUGGCGGUCAUGACCCAGUACAACGAGACGCAAGUGUCCUUUCGAGAAAGAAGCAAAGGAAGGAUCCAGAGACAGCUGGAGAUAAGUAAGUGACAAAUACUGUACACCCCCCUACCGCCUGCCAAACCAGCACAAGGUCAGGAGUGUGGAGCAUUCUUUAAUCAUUUUAAAACAAUUACAUCAAAAGACCGAGUUUGGGUGAAUAUGAAAGAUUUUCAGUGAAGAGUUCAGAGAUAAAAGACAAACCCUAAAGCUGUCAGGAAAAGAUCCAGGAAACAGACUCCACCGGUUUCCUCUUUGUGUCUCUGAACACAGACCUGACUGGUGAUAAACAGACGUCAGCAGGACAGCACUUUUCCAGGUUUCUUUAAGAUGAGAGGCCUCUCUGUUUCUAACACUAAAGUCACAACAAAUAAUAGACACCUACCCAGUGUUCUGGUAAAUCCCAAAUGAGGACGAAGGGAGAAAACUGAUUUUUUUUUAAGUAUAUAUGAACACAUAACUGGCAUGAUUAAUAAGUCAUUUAACCUGAUGUAAAACCAUGCAGUGUAAAUAAGUAUACAUGAGAGUCAACAUUAAUUCAGGCCUUUAAGUUGAACUUGUUUUCCACCAUUUUUAAGAAGUUUGUUUGCUCAUAAUACAAUGACAAGCAAACACAAAGAGACUGUGUAGCAGGUGCGUUUUAUCAUGCAUGUGUGAGUCUAAAGUGACUGUAAUGAAAGGUAGUGAAAGGUGAAAAAAUAAGUCUGUCUCCUCUGCUCCCUGCGGCCGGCAUUAAUGAGAGCUCCAGUUCUCCACGCUGCAGCCGGAAGAGCCUGAUACUGGAGACGGAUCUCUGUGUUUAGGUUGCCCGGGGAACAGGCGGAGGGCUUGGCAGCCUGCGUAACAGUAGUUCACCUGUCUUUGACACGGCCACACAAGCCUCCUCGGCCUUCCAUGCAGCCUUUCACCUUAAAUCUGUAUCUUUUAGAGGCGAUACUCCGCUACAUGUAUGAGUGGUAAUGGGGGUGUGUUUUUGUUGUGUUUGUCUGCCUCUCCCUGAGGACAAGUCUCCUGAAAAGGUGUGUGACUUACAUUAAGCACCUGCCUGCAGAGCUCACUCUCCAGAGAGCUGGUUGUACAACAGGAGGCACGGCCCGAGGAAGAGAAAGCUUUCUGUUUAUAGAGAUUCAACAGCUGUUUGUCUGUGAAGGCUGCUGGGCUCCUUUGUUCCUCUUCUGAUCCUCUAGACAUACGUCUAAUAUUAGUUUCAAGAAGCACUCUCACCCACAAAUAACCUGGAAACCACAGCAGGAACUAGCUGUAAUUAAAGACAAAGUCAUUUAAAUGUGCUGCACACUAAUGGAUGCAUUGUUGCUCUGAGAUUUAUAGUUUUUAAAUAAGAGGUUUUGCUAACAACAUUCAGCGCUCUUACCUCCCUCAGGUUAAACACGUUUAUGUUCCUUUUUUAAAAAGCACAUUUAUAUCAAAACAUUAAUUCAGUCUUAUUGGUUAAACAAUACAACAAAUCUGCUGCUGCUGCUUAAGGGGAAGACAGCGGUGUGAUUGUAACAGUAUCCGCUGGGUGGAUAACAGAGACUUCAUUUCUCUGUCAGCUCGGUCAAUAGAGUUCCUGUGAGGCUUCAACCUCUCACACAACAAGCUUUUUACUCUGUGAGACAAAUUCAUUAUCCUGGGAUUAAAUCACUGUAUACCACUGUAUACACUGUACCAGAACAGGACAGACCUCUAUAACUAAACUAUAGUGCUCUCUUCAUCUAUUAUUUUCUUAAAGUGUGUGAUAAAAUGACCUUGAGUGAAAGUGUAAGACUUCUCAUUCAAGACUUCUCUGAAUUAAAGAUUUUCAACCCUAGAGAUGUAAGAAAUGCUGCUACUUUUAACAGGAAAAUCAAUACAUGAGGGAAUACAUUGGAGUUUGGUUUUAAACAAGGGGUUAACAUCAGUAUUUAAAAUAAUGAAAUAUUUGAAUUUAAAAAGGUAAAGACACAAUGAGUUAAAAUAAUUUGAAAUUAUAGUGUCAAAUGAGUAAGAUAAAUAGAAGUCAUAAAAACAAUAUAAAUAUUUAAAUGUUGAAUCAAACAAACUUUACAAAAAAAUUAAUCUGUAGUAAAAUUCCCUGUUUUUUGUCCCUAACCAUAAAAUCACUUUGAAUUAAAAGCAGGAUUAAAAAGAAAAGUCUGAAGUUAUCUUUUAAAAACCACAGAAAGAGACUGCUUUUUAAUAUUCAGAGACAAAGAGCUCCAGAGUUCAGGUGUGUUAAACAGAAAACUCUCUCUCUCUGGUGCCUGUGCAUGUGGGACACAUGGGGAACAUUUUAAAAAGGAAACAUUGAAGGACCCAAGUGACCUGUCUGGAAAUUACAAAGAGAGUAGAGCUCUAAUCGAUGGAGGAGUAAGGUCAUGAGGAGGUGUAAAAACAAGUAAAAGGACUUAAAAAUCAACUUUAAAAGAAACAGGGAGCUGUGUAACUCCAAGAGAAGAAUUCAUACUAUUACAGUUUAUCAAAAGAUUCACUUCUACAGGGGUAGCAUUUUAUUAAGGUUUCUGAUACAUCAUGCAGAGUGAGGAAGUGUAUAAUUUACUUGCACAAUUGACUGCCUGUAGAUUUAGACAACAUGCUUCCAUUGACUUUUAAUGUAAAUAUAAAGCCUCAAUACGCCUGCGAUCAAUGCUAAAACAUUGUGCAAGUGAUACUGAAGCAUUCACUGAUGCGAUCUGGCUGUUGGAACCGCAGGGUUGACGUCACACCCCCCUUCUACUGACUACAACACAUUUGACUUCCCCAUAAAUAAAUCAGAUCCUUCAGGUCUAAAAACAGCCGCAGAAGUGAUCCUUGUGUCAUUCAAAGCAGAUACAGAUAUGACGAAAAGUUCAGGAACUCUUAUCUCAGCGCUCACUUGAUUCUCUCUCUUUGUUCCCUCUCUGCACUAAGAGGCUGCAGGAGUUGUUCACAGAGCUGUCAAUCAUGAGGCCACACCCCCUCUUUAGCAUUAGUUGAAGUUUUUGACAUUUUCUUAACAGAAUGAAGUUCAUAAUGAUGCCUUUUAAUAGUGUACAAAAGCAAAUAAGACCAUCAAUGAUUAGGCUGGAGGGUUUCAGACUUUGUAUGACUGUUUUGUUGCAUUAAGAUUUUUUCUGUGUUCAGCAAUGUGCAGCUUUUGUACAGCUGUGUAGCUCUCUCUAGUACCAUCUGUCAUCUUCAUCCUGCCAGCUACCUGUGAAGAAGUUGAAUAAAAACUACGGUAUUUCCCAGUUCACAUUUCCCUCCACUGCUCACGUUUUGGUGUUUUUCAUCCUUUUUGCCUAAUUAAUGAUUGCCUGCUUUUUCUCAUUUCAGCGGGGAGAGUGACCACCAAUGAGGAGCUGGAGGACAUGCUGGAGACUGGAAAUCCAUCAAUCUUCACAUCUGAUGUAAGUCCUCUCAUUUCCUCAAACAGGUUAUGUGCAGCUUGUAGCUAGAUGGCAGUAUAAGAUUUAAAUCUUGUACUGCCAUCUAGUGGUGGUAUAGGAGUAAAUCACUUAGGAUAGGAUAAUGUGCUGCCAGGUUGUAACUUUGCAUGGAGAUGGAACCAUUUCUUUGUGUUUGGUAAAUGAUAUAAACAUGAUUCCUGUUUUCCAGAUCAUUUCUGAUUCCCAGAUUACACGUCAGGCCCUGAAUGAGAUCGAGUCUCGGCACCAGGACAUCAUUCGCCUGGAGACGAGCAUCAGGGAGCUCCAUGCCAUGUUCAUGGACAUGGCGAUGCUGGUGGAAACUCAGGUAAAUCCAAACAGAGCACCCCAUAGCUGAUCCAUACUCUUUAUGGAUAAGAAACCUGCCAUUUUAAAUUUCAUAAGGUAUCUGUGCCAUGAUUUUUCAGCCACUAUGUUUUAUUAUCAGCACCACCAAGACAAAGCCCGAUAUUAGACGCUACAAAUAAAAACAUUCUGAUUUGCUUAUUUACAGGGUGAAAUGGUCGACAACAUCGAGAAGAAUGUCGCCAAUGCAGCCGAAUACAUUUCUAGUGCAAAGGAAGAGACCAAAAAAGCUCUGAGAUACCAGAAGAAAUCCCGGAGGGUAUGUGCUCCUUCCUAAUGAUGUUUGUUUUGGGAUCGUCAUGCGUAAACAGAUUUGUAAAUAUCAAUUACGUUCAGUUGCACAUGUGACAUCUUAAAACGAGCUUAUGCUUCUGUUUAUAGCCUUUUUCUUUCUUUUUCAAAUCACCAUCUCUUUCACUUCGCAGAAAUACAUUAUCCUUGCCUUUGCUCUGUUGAUCCUGCUUGCUGUCAUUGCACUAAUUGUUGGCCUGUCUGUUGGACUAACCAAACCCCCUGUGUGAAAACUACUGAGGUAACACUCCAUCUAUAUCCAAUCACUCAAACACAACAUCCAUCCUCUCAUCUUCUGUCAAAAAGUCUCUGAAUUCACGCUAAGGUUUUAGCUCUUAAUUGGUUUAAAGGAUUUGUUAUGCAGCAUCCCUCCUGACUCCUCUUUUUCUUCUCUUUUUGAUAGAAACUUCUCCGCCUUGCCGUGUGUGGGGCUGCAGGUCUCCUCCUUUUACUCAUCAUAUUAGUGGGGACCUUUGAGUGAUGGAUUUCAUGGUUCACAGACACUCAGCAGCAGCAGUCAGCUCCCGUGCUGAUGGAGCUUAAAAGAGCUCCAUUUUAACACAAUAGUAAAUCAUAACAAGCUGUUCCCUGUCCGGCAGCAUUACAGAGAGGAUCUCAUGAUCACACUAAAGUGAGUAUAAUGUGUGUGAUCCACGCCACAUGGCUAACAUCAUACCUCAUGUCUCACCGUUCUGGAGCUAUUCAUUACAGCUAGAAUAGAGGCUCUUUUUAGGUGAUGUAGCUUUACAUUAACGGAGAUAAAUGUACAACGAUUUAUACACUGUAUUGCUGCCAUUUUGUCAUGUAAGUUGUAAAAAAGAUGUAAAAUUUGUGUCACUGUCAGAUAUUUCUUGGUCCAGAGACCGUAAAGAGAUAUUUCACCGUUUGGGUUAGUAGCUUAUUCAGCCCAAAGUUAGAUGAGAAAACCAAUUUUUCACUCCCAAGCUGCUCUCAUGUCUUUAGGGAAAAUAUUAAAGGGAUAUAUUUUAUGAUUUUUGGAGUGAAGAUAGAUGAGUUACUUGUCACUAGUUAGUGUACUAAACAGUAACCUGGUCAACUCUGUGCAUACGUUGAGAAACUGCAGGUAGAGACAAGACUUAAGGUAUGCUCAGGCUUCAACUCAUCUGAGAGGUUUGCCAAAUCUCUCAAAAUCGGUUGUUUCUCAUGAAAGGGGCUCAGUGGACCUGCUAUCCAAUGUGGCUAAUACAGUUUCGAGUGACAUGUAAUCCGUACAACCUCAUUUAAAAAAGACUGAAAUAUCCCUUUAAGCUAUGUGAGAUAGCUGACCUUUGCUUACCUUAGCUUGGUGUUAAGACUCACCAACAUUAAUGGCUAACCCAGCUGUGUUCAGAUAAGUCACAAAAGUCCAACUCAAUGUAAAAAACACACUUUAAAUGAAGCUGCCAAACUGAGGAAAUUAUAUCAUAGGAUCUAAAUGAGGAAACACGGGGGGGAGAAUAACAAAGUUGAAACUCAGGAUUGUCAAAACAUAAUUUAUAUUUGUAAGAUACUGAAGGAUUUAAAGAAUAAUCCAGUAAAAUAAAACAAGAUUUUAAAACACCAGAACAUGAUUCCUGUAAUGAUGAGAUUAAAAUAAGCAAAUAAAUUAGACUAAAAUUUAGACUAAAUAUACAAGUAAACAAAUAGAGUUAUUUAAUGUAAGACAGAGUAAUACACACUUAAACUCAAGACUAAAAGGUCAGUGGUGAGUUUGCCUUCAGAAAUACUAAAACUCUGUUUGACCCUGAGGUGCUCGUGUAGUCUGUCCCACAGACGUGGGCUGUAAAACGCUGCCUCCUCGUGGAUCUUUGACUUUUGGCUCCAUUAAGAGACCUCUACCUGAGCAGUCCUGAGAGCUCUCAAGGGUCCAGAUGAUAAAAGAAAAUCUGAUAAAUAAGUCAGACUGAGACCAUGGAGGGCUUUGCAAACCAGUAAAAGAAAUUUAAACUCAAUUCUGUAAGAUACUAGGUGCUAAUGCAGCGACAUUAGAUUUGUUCAGGUCUUGGUCAGCAGUCUUACCGCUGAUUUUUUUUUCAUUCCUGUAUGUGUGGCGCUCAGCUGAUUUUGUGACAUUUUGGCAGAUCCAGGGCUGGCUGUUUCUAUUUUACAUCUUCUAUGCUAAGCUAAGCUAAACUAGGCCAGGCUAAGCUGCUUGUUGCUGCUUAAUGAAGGAGGAGGUUAACGUCUGAUCUCAUUCUCUGUGAGGAGAGGAGGUUCGUCAGCUCUUUCACCAAAAUAUUAAUUUAAUAUUUAGAAAGAUGUGUGCAAUUUAUUGACUGAUCUCUUAAGUGAUUAUUAAAUCUGUGUUUAUAUGUUUGAGUGUAUGUUCCCUGUAUAACCGGGUUAUUUUGUAUAUACUCAGUAAUUCAUGUAGUGAAUGUAAAACCAGUACAGCUCAGGAGACAUUAAAAAACAGAACUGAUGUAAAAAAGUUACUCCGUCACUCUUAUCUUUACUCCAACCAGAGGAAAUGUUUUCAGGUGGAUUGAAAAUACAACACAUUGUACUGAAACUCUCAAUUGUAGCAAAGUGCCUUCUUAAAGUUGUAAAACUUAACUUAUUGAACUGUAUUUAUCACGAUUAGUGUGUGAUGACUGAAGAAUUUAUGGUGAAAAGUCGGGCUGCAGAAUUAGACUGUUGGACAAAGUUAUUUCAAGAGCACACUUUUUUCUUUUCAUAGAUUUGAGUCUUUUUAAUUUGUUUUGAACUGUAUCCUUAAUUUUAUACAGAAACAGAAUUCAUUGGCAAUGUAAUUUAAAAAAUAAACAACUCAAAGUGAA
Molecule: messenger RNA, 9589 nt
Organism: Xyrichtys novacula (pearly razorfish)
Lineage: Eukaryota; Metazoa; Chordata; Actinopteri; Labriformes; Labridae
Source: the annotation of a GenBank genome assembly